GAAAUCAAACAAAAACCACAAUGAGUUUAACACGAAGCUUUAAACCCUCUGCAAAAUUUAGCAAUAUUGUAUACACAUUUGUUGCAUUUACGGUAGUGAUUUUUACUGUUGAUUUGCACGUAGAAGCGAAGCAAGUGACACUGCUGCCUCUAACGGCUCAAAAGGUUUAUCAACUUUUAAGAAAAAAUUACAAUCUAGAUGCUAUACCGGAAGGAAGAGUAGUAACACAAGGCAUUGCUGCUGUUACAGGUUUCACUUUGGGUCUCAAGAAGGCUGUGGGAGCCGCCUUUCUUUACGAUAUAAUAACGGCCAAUAUAACGGAAGAUGCGACGAAUCACACUAUACCCAUGUACUUGACACAAGAGAUAUGCUUUGGAUCUAGGGCAGCUAGGAGCCUGUAUGAGGCUGAGGCCAUAGCCGAAGCUUACAGUCGUUUAGAGGAAAAAGAUAAUACUCAGCAAGCAGCUAUACGCAGAAGCCAAGAGAAGCGUUUAACAAAACCGAAAAGAAAUAGAACAAAAAACAUCAAUAAAAGAAGACAAAAACGACCGCAAAGAAUAAAAGUAAUAAGAACUAACCAUCCAGAAAUGGUAGCAGCCAACACAUACGCAGAAACUGCUGCUUCAGAUGCCUCAGAACAAGCUGGCACACAAGCAUCGCAACCUACUGCCGCAAAUACCGCAACAGGAGCUUUAGAAGAAACAGACUUAAAUGCGGGCACUAACACGGAUACCACAUCCAGCACCACAACAAGUACGGAUAAUGAUCAGACUAUAACAUGUAUUGUAAUACAAAAACCAAAGCAAUAAUAAUCAACAACAACACCAAAAUAUUCUUCAUAA
This is a messenger RNA of Lucilia sericata (common green bottle fly), 842 nucleotides long. RefSeq lists its product as uncharacterized. The transcript is spliced from 2 exons. The coding region runs from base 21 to 809 and encodes 262 amino acids. Lineage: Eukaryota; Metazoa; Arthropoda; Insecta; Diptera; Calliphoridae. The record is from RefSeq and is a predicted model, not a curated record.